AUGCCGACUUUAGAAGCUCCAGAAGAGAGGCUAAGGAAAUUUAAGUACCGAGGCAAAGAUGCAUCGAUGAGGCGGCAACAGCGGAUGGUGGUCAGUCUGGAGCUCCGGAAGGCCAAGAAGGACGAGCAAGCCCUAAAGAGAAGGAACAUCACUGAUCUCUCCCCCAACCCAAGUUCUGAGAAACUGGCCAAAGCGGUCAGCCUCACCCUGGAUGAAAUAGUCAGUCGUGUGAAUGGCACAGACCCGCACCUAUGUUUCCAGGCCACCCAGGCAGCCAGGAAAAUGCUGUCCCAGGAAAGGAACCCUGCUCUAAAACUGAUUGUUGAAGCAGGGCUUGUCCCCAGGCUGGUGGAGUUCCUGAAGUCUUCCCUUUACCCCAGCUUGCAGUUUGAGGCAGCCUGGGCUCUGACCAACAUUGCUUCAGGGCCGUCAGAGCUGACCCAAGCUGUUGUGGAAGGAGGUGCCGUCCAGCCCUUGAUUGAGCUCCUGUCUUCCCCUGAUGUGGCUGUGUGUGAACAGGCAGUGUGGGCUCUUGGUAAUAUAGCAGGUGACAGCCCGGAGCUCAGAGACAUUGUUAUCUCAAGCAAUGCCGUCCCGCAUCUGCUGGCCUUGGUUUCAUCAACCGUAUCAAUCCCGUUUCUGCGUAAUAUCACGUGGACCUUGUCCAACCUGUGCCGGUACAAGAACCCAUACCCUUGUGCAAAGGUUGUCAAGCAAAUGCUACCUGUCCUCUUCUACCUCCUGCAACACCAUGACACGGAGAUUCUCUCGGAUACCUGCUGGGCCCUGUCCUACCUCACUGAUGGCUGCAAUGAGCGCAUCGGCCAAGUGGUUGGCACAGGGGUCCUGCCCAGGCUGGUGGAGCUCAUGAAGAGCUCAGAACUCAGUAUCUUGACCCCCUCUCUCCGUACAGUGGGGAACAUCGUCACAGGAACGGAUCAGCAGACCCAGGUGGCCAUUGAUGCAGGCAUGCUGAGUGUGCUGCCCCAGCUUCUAAGUCACCCUCGGUCCUCCAUCCAGAAGGAGGCGGCCUGGGCCCUGAGCAACGUGGCUGCAGGGCCCUGCCAGCAAAUCCAGCAGCUGAUCACUCACGGCAUGCUGCCUCCCUUGGUGGCUCUGCUGAAAAAUGGAGAAUUUAAAGUCCAGAAAGAGGCUGUCUGGACGGUGGCUAACUUCACAACUGGGGGCACUGUGGACCAGUUGAUCCAGCUUGUCCAGUCUGGGGUCUUGGAGCCACUGGUAAAUCUGCUUAGUGUCCAAGACCCCAAAAUUGUUCUCAUCAUCCUUGAUGUCAUCUCCUGUAUUCUCCAGGCAGCAGAGAAACUCUUCAAGAAGGAGAAGUUAUGUCUUCUGCUAGAAGAACUCGGUGGGAUUGAUAAAAUUGAGGCUUUACAACUUCAUGAGAACCGUCAGAUUGGCCAGACUGCUUUGAACAUUAUCGAGAGCCACUUUUUUGAGGUAAACGACUUUGCAGUGGAAAGGGGUGCCCACAUCUCCUGGUGGGCUGAUCAGCAGUGA
Messenger RNA from Trichechus manatus latirostris (Florida manatee), 1518 nucleotides. RefSeq names its product karyopherin subunit alpha 7 (gene KPNA7). Gene Ontology annotation, molecular function: nuclear import signal receptor activity; protein binding. The transcript is spliced from 9 exons. The coding region runs from base 1 to 1518 and encodes 505 amino acids. The record is from RefSeq and is a predicted model, not a curated record. Gene Ontology annotation, cellular component: nucleus; cytoplasm. Gene Ontology annotation, biological process: NLS-bearing protein import into nucleus. NCBI's taxonomy places the organism in Eukaryota, Metazoa, Chordata, Mammalia, Sirenia, Trichechidae.